AUGGAGCAACUGCCACCAGGAUCCUUGCUGGUUAUAGUUCAAGGAAGAAAGGAGAAUGAGAUACUGAAUGUGAGAACUCAGCUUCUGUCCAAAACUGAUAUUCAUCACUUCCAUCCACCUUCCCUAAGACGAAGCAAGUCAAAGGUUACACUGUGCUUUAGAGGGGUUAUAGAGCGCAAACUUAACAUGUGUUUACAAGCAGACUGGAGUAUUUGUGAACAACUCAUGAACACCAUACAGAGAACACAUUCAUCUCCUUCCCAGGAAUCCUGUCCGGGGGCCGAGCGGGCUGCGCCCUCCGCCGCGAGCGCCGGCUGCGCGGAGCGAGCUCCGGACGGCGCGCGGCCCCGGCAGCGGCUCCCGCUCGUCCCGCCCUCCGCGCCGCAGGGGCCGCCACCGCCGCCGAGCCUCUCGCGGCGACCGCGCCCCCCUCCCGCGCCGCCCGGCUCGGGACAGAGCGGCCGGAGCUCGGCGCAGAGGGCAGACGGACCGGGGUGGGGGUCCGCCGGCCCCGGCCUGAAGCCCCGGACAGAGGUGGUUGGGGAGGCGGCGGGAGGGUUCUUGCCGCUCGUCCCCUCGCACACUCGACUUUUCCGCGGCUCGGCACCUCCUGCUGGCUGA
This is a messenger RNA of Sorex araneus (European shrew), 621 nucleotides long. Its product is annotated as myelin-associated oligodendrocyte basic protein-like. The transcript is spliced from 3 exons. The record is from RefSeq and is a predicted model, not a curated record. Lineage: Eukaryota; Metazoa; Chordata; Mammalia; Eulipotyphla; Soricidae. Bases 1 to 621 code for a protein of 206 amino acids.